CCUCUUUCUAUCUCUCUCCUCGUCUGCUUCUUCUCAUCCUUGUCUUCCCCCUUUCUCAGCCUGCUGCUGUGUCGUGCUGAGAUGUGUGAUCAAAAAAAAAAAGGUGUUGACCUCGGAGACGAUGAAGACGAGCUGUCAGUCAGUGAUGACUCUGAGCCUGAGGAGAGACCCACCAUGGCGCCGUUUGACCCUGAGCUUGACCACAGUGAUGAUGAUGAUGAUAAUGAAGAGGUGUGCUGUGCUCCUGCUGGCCUCAGAAAUCAGGCUCAGUUCAGUCUGAGAGGAGGUAGCUCAGCCUUCUCCAACCGCUCCCAAAGCAUCUUUGACUGUCUGGACAAUGUGGCCCGGCCCCCUCCUUCUUCCUCCUCCUCUGUGAACCAGCAGAAAGAUGGCGUUUUUGCUAGGCCUCAGGCUCCGCCCCCAGCAGGAAAACUACCAGCCUCCACUGAGCCCCCCAACCCGGUCAAGAGGAGGGGAACCCCUGACUACCUGCUUAAUCCAGAGCGCUGGACCCACUACAGCCUGGAGGACACCAGUGAGACAAGUGACCAAGGUAACACCAGGGCUGCCCUCAGCUUCCUGUCCACUCUGCAGGAGCGGAAGGAGGAGGACAGGAAGCAGAAAGAGGAGGAGGAGGCAGAGCGCAGCUGCAGUGACUCCUUCCCCUGUAACCUCCAGAAAAAGAUGAUCUUCAGCAGACCCAGCAGGCCGAAGAGAACAACCUAUGGUGAGGAGCAGAGAGAAGGAGACGCUUCUUAG
This is a messenger RNA of Labrus bergylta (ballan wrasse), 759 nucleotides long. Lineage: Eukaryota; Metazoa; Chordata; Actinopteri; Labriformes; Labridae. The record is from RefSeq and is a predicted model, not a curated record.